This is a messenger RNA of Dunckerocampus dactyliophorus (ringed pipefish), 3139 nucleotides long. It is a transcript of the gene nek9, whose product is annotated as serine/threonine-protein kinase Nek9. Gene Ontology annotation, molecular function: ATP binding; protein kinase activity; protein kinase binding. Gene Ontology annotation, cellular component: centrosome. Bases 246 to 3125 code for a protein of 959 amino acids. The transcript has 23 exons. Gene Ontology annotation, biological process: protein phosphorylation. Lineage: Eukaryota; Metazoa; Chordata; Actinopteri; Syngnathiformes; Syngnathidae. The record is from RefSeq and is a predicted model, not a curated record.
CUCUUGAACAACUUCAACGCAUUUUGCCUACGUCGUUUUCCCCCUUCAGUAUUGUGAAUUUUGCAAGUAUUUUUGCUGCAAGGUUGUAUUCCUUAUGUUUAGUGAUUUAUAGUAGCUGUCGAACCGGAUGACAUGUCUGACUAGCGUCUCAGUAGGAGGCUUUUCGUCAAGAGUUUUCAAGUCAGGCCUGUGUGUGUGUUGUUCCCCAUCAGUGCAGCUGGUGGCUAACAAGGCGCCAAACAGAAAUGUCACUGGCAGAAUAUGAGCGACAUUUCGACUCGCUGAAUUCAGAUUUGCCCAGCGGCUCGGUGUUGAGCGAGCCAUCGACGUCGGCCACGUUUAAUGGCGAAGAGGAGAAGUUGCAUUACAUUCCGAUCCGGAUCCUCGGGAGGGGGGCGUUCGGGGAAGCGACGCUGUACAGAAGAACCGAGGACAACUCCUUGGUAGUGUGGAAGGAGGUGGACCUGAACUCCCUGUCUGAACGCGAGCGCAGGGAUGUCAUGAAUGAAAUAAGCAUCCUCUCUAUCCUGGAGCACAACAACAUCAUUGCCUACUUCAAUCACUUCAUGGAUAAAAACACUCUGCUCAUUGAGCUGGAAUACUGUAAUGGGGGGAAUCUGUAUGACAAAAUCGUCCAACAGAAGGGGAAACUAUUUAACCAGGAGGUGGUUAUUUGGUAUCUGUACCAGAUUGCUUCAGCCGUGGCCCACAUUCAUAAGGCUGGCAUCUUACACAGGGAUAUUAAAACGCUCAACAUUUUCUUGACCAAGACUGACCUCAUCAAGCUUGGUGACUAUGGCCUUGCAAAAAAACUCGGCUCAGAGUUUUCCAUGGCAGAGACGUGCGUAGGAACUCCAUAUUAUAUGUCGCCUGAGCUGUGCCAGGGAGCAAAGUACAACUUCAAGUCGGACAUCUGGGCCAUGGGCUGCGUGCUUUAUGAAGUCUUAACCCUAACAAGAACAUUUGAUGCAACGAAUGCUUUAAACCUGUGUGUUAAAAUAGUCCAGGGAAACUGGACUAUGGAUGUGAACCCUGAUAUUUACUCUUCUGGGUUGAUCAAGCUGGUCUACGAGUGUCUCGAUCAAGAUCCAGCAAAGAGGCCAACGGCGGACCAAAUUCUUGACCAGCCUGUUAUCUCCUCCGGCCGACAGGAGCUUGAAGAACGAGUUGCCUUGCUGAAUUCCGCAAUGAAGAAACCAAAGUUGAGUACAGCGACGGAGACGCCAGUUGCCGUGGUAACCACACGCUCGAGGGAGGGGUAUUUCUGGGGCGGAGGCAAGUUCACUCCCCAGAAACUGGACACCUUUAAAGGUGGCAGCAGCGCCCAACAUGUGUGUGCCGGAGAGAGUCACUUUGCGGUGGUGACGGUGGAAAAAGAGCUCUACACUUGGGCUAAUGUUCAAGGUGGAGCCAAGAUGGUGGGCCAACUGGGGCAUGGAGACCAGGCUUCCUACCGGCAGCCCAAGAGGGUGGAGAAACUUCAGGGCAAAGCCAUCAGACAGGUUGCAUGCGGUGCUGACUUUACUGCCUGUGUCACUGAUGAGGACCAAAUGUACAUGUUUGGGUCAGACUAUUACGGCUGCAUCGGUGUGGAGGGAGAGAUGGGCAUGGAGAUCUUUGAGCCGGUGCUUCUUGUGUUUUUUGAGGAGCGGCCAGUCCGUCAGGUGUCUUGCGGAGACAACCACGUUGUGGUGCUUACCCAAAGUGGCGACAUCUUCUCAUGGGGCUGCGGAGAGUAUGGGCGUCUGGGUUUGGAAUGUGAGGACGAUUUUUCCUCUCCGAUGCAAGUGGAACUCCCCAAAGGCGCCACCAUCUCUUCUGUGUCAUGCAGCAGUGACGGAACCUUCUUUUUGACAGACACUGGCAAAGUCCUGGCAUGUGGAAACAAUGAAUUCAACAAGCUAGGUCUGAACCAGGAAUUCUCUGGCCUCAAAAACCACACUGGAGAGGGUUACCAGGGUAUCCCUUAUACCACCACACUGACUUUGGCAAAGCAGCUGUCACGUUUCAAGAUUCAGUCUGUAGCGCCAGGGAAGUCCCACACUGCUGCCAUUGAUGAACGCGGUCGCCUCAUCACCUUCGGCUGCAACAAAUAUGGGCAGCUUGGUGUUAAAGAUUUUAAGAAACACCAAGGUGUGCAAGUUCUGGUUGGCCCUUUUGGAGGAAAGAUAGUCACCAAAGUGUCUUGUGGGGAUGGCUUCACCAUAGCAGCCACAGAGGACAAUCAGAUCUUCGCAUGGGGAAAUGCUGGAAAUGGACGACUUGGAAUGCCUGCUGAUAAAGGAUUUGGUUCGGAGGUUUGUCCUGCCAUGCCAAGGCCAAUCUUUGGAUCUUUGCACCACGUACCAGACCUUUCUUGUCGUGGCUGGCACACCAUCAUAAUUAUGGAGAAAGUGCUCAACUCCAAGACCAUUCGCUCCAACAGCAGUGGACUGUCAGUUGGUAGCGGAAUUGGACAGGAUGGUUCCAUAUCCACUGUGGAUCUGGAAAUGGAUCCAGGUUCAGAGACUGAGUGUCGCGACAGAGGCCUCGGGGGUACAGUGGAGGUUGAUCUGGAUGCUUGCAACUUGGAGACACCAAUGGUGUCGAUGGCAAAUCAGACUGGAGACAGUUCAUGUCCUCUGUGGCUGAGAAAGGAGCUGGAGGAUGCAGAGUUCAUCCCCAUGCCAGAGGACUCGCAGUCUUCUCCUGACCAACUCGCGUCUUUUUCAGAGAGCACCACUCUGCCGUAUCAGAACCUGAAGGAGCUAAAAGCUGUGGCAGCAGCUGUCAGCAGUCAACAUGACUUGUCGACUACACGAACGAGUGACGACAAUCUAAACGGACUGGAGGGGGCAGAGCUGUACAGAAAAGGAGAAUCGAUCACAUGCUGCAGAGCAAGUGUGGAGGUUGCACAGCUGCGAGAGAUGGUCACUCAGCAAGAGAUGAGGAUCCAGAUACUGGAGAAGCAGGUCAGUGACCAGCGAAUGGAGCACGAGAGGUUGUUAGCUGCAUUUAACCAGCUGAUGGAAGCAAGAUGUGACAGUAAUGGCAACCAUUGUGCCACUCACGUGUCUGAGGAUGGAGGAGGAAGAGCGGGUGGAUUCACACAGCAUGGGAGUAGACCUGCAGGCGCCAACUUGUGAGGCCCUGCCUUUUG